UCGUCGUAUUCUUGUAUCAUCCUCAACGAAGCCCACGAAAGAUUCCCAGGUACCGACAUGUUGAUGGGGCCGCUUAAAGUUGCCCUUCGGCAACUUUAGUUACUGGUGGUUUCUCGCUAUCUCGAUCAAGCGCCCGUCGUCCAAAUACCGGGUCGUACUUUUCCUGUCGACAUAUUCCAUCUUGCAGCGAGGGGGACCCCGGACUUCCUAUAUUCUUCUCUGAGCGUUCUGAAACACAUCUGCGACAUUCUGGUCUUCCUCCCCAGAGAAGAUGAGAUUGAAAAAGCUUGCAAGAUGCUCCGAACGGAAAUCAAAUCGUUGCAUGCAGUACCGUUAUACGCAGCACUGUCCGAAGAUGUCAAGCAGCGCACAUUCGAAAGGCUUAACUCGCGAAAAUGUGUUGUAUCUACUAACAUUGCCGAAACUGGCUUGACCAUAGAUGGCAUUGUGUAUGUAGUGGACUGCGGUUUGAUGAAACAGGGUUCACAUUCGCGAAGACCCGAUGCCAAUAUGCUAGUCUUAGGUCCUAUACCCCAAGCUGCCGCAUUUCAACGCGCAGGACGGGCAGGACGUACGCAGCCUGGCACGUGCUACAGGUUAUACACGGAAGAGGCAUUGAAAAUGAUGCCAAAGUCAAACGAGCCAGGAAUACGCAUUAGUCCGCUCGACUCUGUGAUGCUUCGGGUUGGUCUCAACGGACCCCUGCUAGCGUCCAACUCGCCCAAAGAGUCUACCACCCAGGGCAAGCCACUUCCGCCUUUCCGAACGGGCGGCUCUACCACGGAUUUUGGAACUCAAACUUCGGAAUCCUUUGUCCACUCGUACAAAUGACCGUCGAGAGCUGGGUUCGGAUGGGGUGAUUAUGAUCGCUUCCAUGAGUGGCAGUCACAUGGCCGCGAUAUCAAGCUAGACAUGAUCCCGGAAGUGGAUUGCAGUGCACGGCAAAGUGACCGACUCCUCGUGGCAAAAAACGUUAUCGCGAGAGCAAGAGCAAGCGUAACCGCAAGCAACGUGCCCG
Hypoxylon trugodes is the source of this 1018-nucleotide messenger RNA. RefSeq names its product P-loop containing nucleoside triphosphate hydrolase protein. The record is from RefSeq and is a predicted model, not a curated record. The transcript has a single exon. Gene Ontology annotation, cellular component: intracellular anatomical structure. NCBI's taxonomy places the organism in Eukaryota, Fungi, Ascomycota, Sordariomycetes, Xylariales, Hypoxylaceae. Bases 295 to 831 code for a protein of 178 amino acids. Gene Ontology annotation, molecular function: RNA binding.